Messenger RNA from Cephus cinctus (wheat stem sawfly), 2165 nucleotides. It is a transcript of the gene Ms, whose product is annotated as myosuppressin. The transcript has 3 exons. The record is from RefSeq and is a predicted model, not a curated record. Lineage: Eukaryota; Metazoa; Arthropoda; Insecta; Hymenoptera; Cephidae. The coding region runs from base 316 to 612 and encodes 98 amino acids.
AGUCAUUUGGCGAAGAAUUAUCAUAUGAUCAAAAUUCCGAAACAAAAAUUUGAAUGACGCGAGGGGACAACUAUGCAUAGCUCUACGUUUCUAUGGCGCCCCUUGGAACGCGCAUGGCAGCCCCACGUUGCGUAUUUAAGGGCUGAUGGUUCGCCUUUCUCAUCACUGUACCGCCAUCCGCAGACCUGGAUCACGGAUAACACCCCACUAGAACCGGAAGUUAUAACCACUUGACAUCCCAGGAUCUCGAAGUUCGAAAAACCGGAAGAACAAUAUCGGGUCGAAUAACGAUUUGAAAAACUAAGCGAUACAGAAAUGAAGUGCAAUACUGCGAUGCUCGUGAUCGUCUCUCUGACAACUUUGGCAGUUCUCUCCGGACAAGCACUCGCCAUGUUACCGGUUCAGUGCAAUCCAGGACUUUUGGAUGACGUACCGCCAAGGAUUCGCAAGGUCUGCGCAGCCCUGUCUACCAUAUAUGAGCUCGGUACUGCUAUGGAAAGCUAUAUCGACGACAAAGUUCCAGUUCUUCACGAGAACAUCCCACUACCGGAUAGCGGUGUCAAACGUCAAGAUGUCGACCACAUAUUCCUGCGUUUCGGAAGGCGACGCUAAGAAUUCCCUAGAAGCUAUAGGUGUGACGAGAGCAAGAGACGAACCUCAAGAAAACUAAAAGAAAAGAAAGAAUAGAAUAGAUAAUGAUAAGACACAGACAAAUGAAAAUACAAAACACAUAUUAUAAAAACGAUUCCUCUCAUCGUUUCGGAUACAAGAAUAAUAUUUCUCUUUCCAUUUAACCAAAUCACUGCGUAUGAGCCUAUAACAGUUAUCUCUAGGGAUUUUUAUUAGACGUAAGCUAGACAGUUUGCGCAACUUUACGUUUUCGCUUGAAUGUUUAGACAGUUUUGUUUUCUUUAGAAGAAUUUUUUUCAAGUUCAAAUAUACUAUGUGUCAAAUAAUAAAAUGCUUAAUUUCUCGACAUGAUGGAGGUUGGAUAUUUUCAUGUCAAUGAAAGUCUGAUUAGAUUAUAAUAUUCUGAAAGAAUAUGAAAUAUUGUUUAGGGUUUCAUAAAUAUUUCAUUAUAUUCGCUCAAUUUUGGAAAAAAUUAUUUUCAACAGUGGUACAAAGAAAAUUCAGCAAAGUGGAUCAAUUUUGAAUAUCGUCAUUAUUAAGGCCAGAAAUAUUAUUUCUACUUGCAAGGUCAUACGCGGUGUAAGGAAUGACGAGCGAGGAUUGUGACAAAGUAACGUGAAGAAAAAAAAUAAUUUUAAUUCCUUCCUUUUUCGCGCCCACCGAACCUUACCUAACGUUACCUAUUUUACAUAAGUAUAUACAAGUAUUGCAGUAUUAUAUAUAUGUAUUAAAGCUACACUUGACGUAAAUAAAAUGAAAAAUUCCAACUUAAACGUUAACUACUGUGUGUAGCUGUUGAAUUAAAUUAAUAGCUGCUAAACUUAUAUCCUUAAGUACACUUGGGAAAAGUAUAGCGCUUCUGUUUUCGGUGUCUCAACUCCGAUCAAGUUCCGUAUUGAGGAGAGGGAUUGUUAUUAAACGUGCGCACGUUGUACGCUUGAGAUGUCAUCGAACGGAAUAACUUUUUACCGGAAGACUGAAGUAGCAUGGGAAAAGCCGGCUGAGUUUAUUACGAUUAGAGAACGUCGACGGGUGAACUAUCAUGCAAGCUCGACGAAACUUUAUCGUCUCUCAUUUGUACACCAAUUUCUUUUCAUUUUCCGUCUCGAUGGAAGCUUCCUUUUUAUCUUUGCUAAAUUUCAUUAAUUCUUUUUUUUUAUAUACGUAACGUUAACGCAAGAGAUAUAUAUAAAUUAAUUUCCGCAAUUGUCUUUAUAAUUAUUUCAUGCGAUUAUACGAAGAUAGAAACAAUAUGUGCCAAACGCUUGGAUUACAAGAAUAUAAUGUAACAAUGAUUGUAUAGCACUGUUAAACAAUUUAAAUAAUUUCCAAUUUUUCCCAAUACCUCUUCAUCAAGUAUACUAAACUGUUUUUGAAAUCUCUAACGAAAAAAAAUAGUGAUCUUAUUAUGAUAACUAUGGCUGAUGUAUUUGACCAGAUGUAUGUAUACCACAUUACAAAAUGAUUAUAUAUUUAUUACAAAUUAUAUGUACAUAAAGUUUCUCUUGGAAAAUAUCAUCUUUGUCUCGCAAUUC